Messenger RNA from Anopheles maculipalpis, 7995 nucleotides. RefSeq lists its product as uncharacterized. Gene Ontology annotation, cellular component: plasma membrane; bicellular tight junction. Gene Ontology annotation, biological process: cell-cell adhesion; regulation of apoptotic process; protein localization to cell-cell junction. The coding region runs from base 1 to 7995 and encodes 2664 amino acids. Lineage: Eukaryota; Metazoa; Arthropoda; Insecta; Diptera; Culicidae. Gene Ontology annotation, molecular function: cell adhesion molecule binding. The transcript is spliced from 16 exons. The record is from RefSeq and is a predicted model, not a curated record.
AUGGCCGACGAAACGGGUGAAGUGCGGUCGCUGUUGAUGCGUCAUCGGUUGUCGAUUGUGCGUGAUUUGAUCGGUACGAGUUUGCUGCAGGUGUUGCUAAAGGCCGGCGUCCUUACGGCCACCCAGGAGGAACAGCUGACCGGCGAGCCGAGUCUGGAUGCGCGGUGCGAUCAGCUUAUUGAGCUGGUGGCUCGCGACGGGUUCGAAAAGUUCAAACAGUUUUGCUACGCCAUCGAGUCCGAGUGUAGCCAGCUGAUUUCGGACCUGAUCAACGAUAAACUGUCCCAGGUGGACGGCGAUGAUGAUGAUGGUCAUGGUGUGACCAAUGUUGGCACCGUUCCGUCCGCACCGAAUCCUGUCGUACAGCCUCCAGCAGACGGCAUCCCAUUUGCCACAACGGAAGGGAUGGAUAUCGUUCUGUCGGGAGUCACGCACGAUGAUUCGUCUCUCAAGAAUGGCAGAGACACAAUUGAUUCGAAUCGUUCGCGAAGAAGCACAAGCUACUGUGGCACAUCUACACCGACACCUACAACGGCUCCGAUCAGCAAUACCAUUUCUUCGCGUCGUUCCUCACUCAUCUCGGCAACCGCAUCCGCCGCAAGUAGUCAGCAGCAACCACCACCAAUACCACAGUUACCAUCGAAAACGGCUGUAGCCGGUACGGCAACCCAUAUUGAUCUUGCUGGCUGUGAGAGCAAGUUUGCCGUGUCGAACAACAACUUUAACAACUCGUCGAUAAGCAAUGGCAGCAGUAGCAGUAGUAACAAUCACAACAACCAAAGCAACAACCAUCGAACGUCGAACGGUGACAGUUCCGUUAAUAGCAGUAGUGCGACCACCACCACCAACGGUGUACCCGACGCAAGUGUGCUCCGCAGUAUCCGGCAGGCGUUGGGUCAAGGCCACUUGCCACCGUCGAGCAAGCGGCUGCAAAAGUCCGAAUCGGCCGCCUACUCGUACUUCAAUCCAAAGCGGUUUAGCUCACCACCGUUCGGGGAAAUGGCCGGCGGUGGCACCACCGAUCGGAGGCUAAACUUGAAGAACAAAACGGCCAGCCUGUUUCGGAGCAAAUCGAAAAAGGAACAGCGAACGUACCAGCGGUCGGUGAAUGAAACGAUCGAGGUGCUGGCAGAUCAGGUGGUCGAGGAUGAGAAGGUGCUGGAAAGAACGUCCUGGGAUUACAGCACGGUAACACUUUCCCGAGUUACCGGAUAUGGGUUUGGCAUAGCCGUUUCGGGCGGACGUGAUAAUCCGCACUUUGCGAACGGUGACCCAUCGAUUGCGGUUAGCGAUGUGCUCAAAAAUGGUCCCGCCGAGGGUCAACUACAAGUUAAUGAUCGAAUCAUUUCCGUAAACGGUGUGUCUUUAGAAAAUGUCGAAUAUGCCACAGCCGUACAGGUGCUGCGUGAUAGUGGCAAUACGGUGACACUGAUGGUGAAACGGCGCGUACCGAACCACAGUCUGAUGCAUCCACUUCCGGGUGCGAAUAUGCAUGGGAUGGCGGCCACCGGACCUGGCGGAGUCGUCGGGAUGUCUGGUGGACCGGGAGGGCCCGGCGGUGGUGCGAUCGGUGGCCUACCGACGAGUGUUGUUGGCAUGAAUUCACAUCAACACCAGCACAGUAUCAGCUCGACUGGGCUAGGGCUCGGUGCAAACAAUGGAUCUCAGCAGCAAAUCAAAGUAAUCGUCACGAAGGCGAACAAAAAGGACGACUUCGGGAUUGUCCUCGGCUGUCGAUUGUUUAUACGGGAAAUAUCAUCCAAGACUAAAGAUCAACUGGCAGCCAAUGGAUAUUCACUGCAGGAAGGUGAUCUGGUCACACGCAUCCACAAUACCAACUGCAAUGAUUCGAUGAGCCUGAAAGAGGCGAAAAAAAUCAUUGAUGGAUGCAAGGAGCGGUUAACGCUCGCUGUGCUACGCGAACCGAACGGUAUUAGCGGGAACUAUGGGACAGGCGCUGGUGGUGGUACGGCAUCAGGGAUGCAAUCGCCCGUCUACUCACACACGGCCCAGGUCUCGAAUUGUAGCAAUAUGGAUGAGAAUUAUCUGAACGGAACGGGCGGUGGUUCAUACUCUGGCCAAAAUUUGUAUGUACAACCCCCGACGAGACCGUCCGCCAUGAGCACACUGCUGGCGGAUGAUAAAAGCAACCUAACGCCCAGAGGACGUUCCCGAGGGCCGCUGACAGAUAUUUCACUACAGCAGCUCGAUCGUCCCAGUACGCCACCGGGCACGUCUAGUCGUACCGCGGAUGGUGGUGCUGCCGGCCAUUCCCGAUCGCGCAGUGUCGUCGACGAGCCGCCAAGACCACCACCGCCUAGGGGUGAAGAUUUCUACGCCUCACGGCGUCAGCUCAUGGACGAAAAGCCUCCGACGUCAGAACCACGCUACAUCACAUUCCAAAAGGAGGGCUCGGUUGGCAUUCGGCUGACGGGCGGUAACGAGGUAGGCAUCUUUGUGACGGCCGUCCAGCAGAACAGUCCCGCCUCCGCACAGGGUCUAGUGACGGGGGACAAAAUACUAAAAGUGAACGAUAUGGACAUGAACGGAGUUACCAGGGAAGAGGCUGUCCUCUUCUUGCUUAGCUUGCAAGAUCGCAUCGAUCUGAUCGUACAGUACUGUAAGGAGGAGUUCGACAGCAUUACCGCCCAGCAGCGGGGAGACUCGUUUCACAUCAAGACGCACUUCCACUGCGAUACACCGACUAAGGGUGAACUGUCCUUCAAGGCGGGCGAUGUGUUCCGGGUGAUAGAUACACUGUACAAUGGGGUAGUUGGUGCCUGGCAGGUGCUACGCAUCGGACGUGGCCACCAAGAGCUGCAGCGCGGUGUCAUUCCUAACAAGGCCCGGGCCGAGGAGCUGGCAACGGUGCAGUUCAACGCAAGCAAGAAGGAACUGAAUGCAUCCGAGUCGCGGGUUAGCUUUUUCCGAAGACGCCGCUCAACGCAUCGCCGAUCGAAGUCACUGUCGCGCGAGAACUGGGACGAUGUAGUGUUCUCGGACGCCAUCUCCAAAUUCCCGGCCUACGAGCGUGUCGUACUGAGGCAUCCGGGUUUCGUUCGUCCCGUAGUGAUCUUCGGCCCGGUGGCGGACAUUGCGCGUGAACGUUUGAUGAAAGAUUUCCCCGACAAAUAUACGGCACCGCUGCAGGACGACGAUAAGGGUUCGUCCAAGUGUGGUGGCAUUGUGCGGCUGUCAAACAUUCGUGACAUCAUGGACCGGGGAAAGCAUGCGCUGCUCGAUGUAACACCGAAUGCGGUCGAUCGGCUGAACUAUGCGCAGUUCUACCCGAUUGUGAUAUUCCUGAAGGCGGACACAAAGCACACGAUCAAACAGAUGCGUCAAGGGCUGCCCAAGUCAGCACACAAGAGCAGCAAGAAACUGUUCGAGCAGUGUCAGAAGCUGGAACGCGUCUGGUCGCACGUGUUCAGCACGACGAUCAACCUGAACGAUCCGGACACGUGGUAUCGCAAGCUGAGGGAUUCGAUCGAUCAACAGCAGAGUGGUGCCGUAUGGAUGUCGGAGACGAAGCCGGUAGAAUCCUUGUCAGAUGAUUUCCUUUUCCCCAUGACCACAUCCCGUCUCUCUUACGCCUCGAGUCCAGAAUCGGAUCUGGAACUGAGCCCGGGCCCGUCAGCAUCACUCUCAUUGGGCAACUUGCCCCAGUUGGUGAAAUCCAGCUCUGAUCCAUCGAUUGCCACUAAUCAGGAUAACUUGGAUAGGGAUAGAGAACUCGGUGACGGCAUGCCACCACCAUACACGAAUCCCUACGAACAUGCGCCUCACUCCCGUCGAAUGACCGUUGAUAACAAGUACGGAUUUUCAUCGAGCAAAAAUGGUGGUGGUGGCGCUGGUGCACCAGCAAUGAAUCCUGAAGAUGCCAUUUACGGUUCGUCCACUGCACGUGCUGCUCCACCGUUACAAGGUUCAUCGAAUGGUCCACACUUUGGGGCAGUUCCAGAUUUACCUCCUCGCAUUGAUAGAGCGUCUAAACCGCCUAACGCCCCCGGAGCGCCCAGUACAUCCGGUUCCUCGUUGCCUUCGCGUAAUUCCAGCUCCGGCGGAGGAACGCUCGGGCGUUCGGCACAGGAACGUCUGUUCGGCAAUGGGAAACAAUCGUCCGGUGAUGCGCUACAUGAUCCCACGUCGGCGCACGAUGAGUACAGCAGUAGAUCUCAACUGCUAGGACACGGAGGACCCGACAAACGACAGGUGCUUCCACCGUUGGUAAACGGUACGCAGGGCACUGCCAGCUCACUGGAGCGUAACGCAAACACAUCGCUGGAUCGUAGCGGAGGCGGAGGUCGCACGGCCGGUGGCCAUCACCAUCCGGCAGCCGGCAGCAAUCCGAACACGUCGAGCAAAGCGAACGGAUCGUACGACAGUGUGUCGAGUUACGAUUCGUACAACACAUCGUCGCAGCUGACCGCACAGAAUAUGAGGUUAGGACCCAAUGCACCCGAUGAUCUGAAAUCGGUGCCCAAUAAUCGUAAUGGACCUCACCCAAUGGGAGGAAACGCAUCUGGUGACUAUGGAAGGAAUCCGUCAAUGAAUAACGCCUCGUCCGAUAUGCUGCUAACAACAGCUGCUAGAAGUAACUACAACGGUACGGGAGGAGUUCAUGAAACGCUUACGCAACGAAACUCGGGCGACCGUUCCGGGCCAGGCAUGAAUAUGCCACAACGACCAACUAACCUAGUGCUUGACAGUCCACGAAAGCACAUCAUCGAAACGAAAACGGAUUACGGCAAAUACAGUCGAAACAAUUCAGCAUCGCAGGCCGAUUACUCGAAACCCAACAAAGGACCGGCAAUGAUUGGUUCGCCAGGACAACCGCCCGGUGGUGCGAUGGGUGCCAACAUGGGUAACGGGGCACCAUUCAAACCUGUCCCUCCUCCAAAGCCUAAAAACUAUCGACCUCCAGUCGGUGGAGCUGGUACCAAUGGUUCCGGAAUGCAUCAUUCGGGACAGUGGGAUAAUGGGGAACCUAUUUCACCUCGCUCUCCCGAUGGAUUUUACUAUCCUCCAAUGGCUUCAUCGCACUAUCAUCAGGGCAUGGCUCACAAUGUGCCAAGCUCACCAAACAAUGCUGGAUCCCAUGCGCCGUCCAUGCAUCCCUACAAUCCGUACACGGUCGGAAAUGGUGCGAACGGUGGCAAUGGUGCCCCCAUGUACAACGGAAACGCCAACGGUAGUCAUUCUUAUAUGAGCAAUGGUGUCAGGGAGAUGGGAUCAAUGGGUGCAAGCAAUGGUUAUAACAGCGGUAACGCACAAUACCCCUACGGCAAUACUUACAUGCAUAGAGGUAAUGGGACUGGAACUCAUGGCAUAGGCAACAUGCCAGCAAUGCAUCCUUCGGAUCGACAUGCGCUCGAUCUCGCCGGUAGCCGAGAGCAGCGCGGUUCGGCAUUCGAACUUUAUCGAAAACCACAGCUUGGUACGAUGGUUGGGCACCACCACAACAUACGAGACAUGGAGCCAAUGAUGUCGAUCCAUGAGUUCAACCAACACCAGCAACAUCUGAUGCAUCAGGAACGGAUGCGCCAGUUACAGCAGCAACCAUUGCCACCGAUACCUGGACCACCGCCACGUGGCGCAUACCCGGGACACGAUUCAUCCCUACCGCCAGAGCUACCGGCAAAACCGCCGAAGAAAAAUAUUCUUAAAUCACCGCUGAAAGCGAUCAAGAAUGCAUUUAUCAAGUCUACCCGCCCGUUACGUCGCCAGGUAAGCCUGGCGGGUGAUGCGGAUAAAAAGUCACUCAGGCCGAUACUGAAACGGCAGCACUCGAUGAUGGAGCCACGAUCGGCACGAAUGCGCAUGCAAGAUCAGCGACAGCAGAUGUACGACCAGCGUUCAAUGUAUGCACAAGAGUUGCAACAGCAGCAAGCGUAUUACAACGAUCCACGCUAUUCGUCGUCCUAUCAGGGUCCAUAUUCACCCCAACCCGUUCGUGGGUUUCAGCGGCAUGAAGCGUACUAUCCGAAAGACGGCAACAGUACGUAUCAGAAUUUGGAGCUAGAAUCGAUGUACGGUAACAGCCAAGGUAGAGGAUAUUACGAUGGUGGUCAGCAAAGUGAUGGGCAAAGCUACUAUCAGCCGGACGAAAAUUUAUACGCCAAUCGGGCACUUAUUGAGCUAGAGCGUAGUCGUGCUCCCCUUGGACCGGGCGCUACGGUCAGCACACUUGGACGACGUAUAGUGCGCCGUCAUAGUAUGGCCGAUCGUACCGCACCCUCGCCUAGCUUCAAUCAACUGAACCGCCGAAGGAUGGGAUCCGAAAGGGCGCCUCAUCACGCUUCCAUAUUGGAUCACCAUCAUCAACGUGCGGCAAUGGCUACCAAUGCUAACGUGAGUCACGGCUCAAGUCACGACGAGUCGAUCUAUCAGAGCAAGAGUGGCUCGUUCCUGUACAAUGAAGCACGCGAGCACACGCGACGCACGUUCGAGGAGCCCGUCUACCAAAGCCGGCGCGAAAUGCACCGCGAUCAUCUGUACCAGAGCAAGCAACAGAUGCAAGAUCGCAUCCAACAAAGCCGGCUGGUAGAAAUGCAAUCACAGCAACAAUCGCAACAUCAGCCACAAGGAUCAUCGCCAGCUUCGGGUAACAGUGGCACAACAACAACCGCCACAAGCGAUCGCUUCGUUCGCAAUCAGGGUCUUGCUGCCGGUGGUGGUGGUGCUACUGCGAGUGGAUCGUGCUCCAGCUCUCCUAACUCACCGUCGAGCAGUUCCUGCAAGAGUGGAUACUCUUCAUCGCGAAAUGGAGGCGAAAUGCGCGAACGGCGGACGCAAAUGCGUGACCAAAUUUAUCAGUCCCGCAAAGAGGCGAUGGAAUCGAUGGCGGAACCAGUGUACGUUUCACGCCGGGAGUUAAAGCAUGAACCGAUUUAUGAGUCAAAGAACGAGCACGAGUCAGCAUCAUCCAACGUCGAAGUGAUAGAACAUCCGGUAGGUGAAAUGGAGAGACUUUGCUUAAACGAAGCCGAAGCAUCACACGACGAAACAAUGUCGGAAAAGCCUGAAACUCUCACCGCAACUAAAGUGGAUUGUCGCGAGGACCAGAAGCCCUCUGCCACUCCGUUGAUCAUCCGAAAGCCAUACACUUUGGGAGCUCCGCUAGCCGCCGAAGAAGAUGAUGAUGACGUGGAGGGCGACGAGGAAGAGCAGCAGGACAAAAGCGGCGAACGAACACUAACGGCAAACAAUCAGAACGAUUCCACCUUCGACAAGCUGAUGGCGCUGAACAGCCCCGGCAGCCCUGUUGCAACGUCGUCACCCGUACCGAGCACUAUGGGCACACCGAAAAGCAUCCGUGCGACGCAUAUAUCGAACUUUUUAAAACGGACUGCCCCGCCGGUUAUGCCACCACCUCCACCACCACCAACCGCUGCGGACUCGCUCAAUCGACCCGUACAUCCGGCAGUCACAGAAGCAGCAACAGUGUACGCCAGCCGUACAUCGAUCGAAACACAGUACACAACACCGGCCACCGGCUCGCAAAUGAGUCUUCCAAUUGGACCACCGAACGCGACCAGCACACCGUUCGCUAGUGAGCUUUCGCUUGGACUACCACCGCCCCGGCAACCCAUCACCCGGCGCGGCAUGUUCGAUGCGUCCGGUGGCAGCUUGGCCGACCCGAUCUGGAACGUUUCGCUGCAGAUUCCACCGGGAGCAAUUGCACCGGGCGUACAGCAGGAGAUCUACUUUACCGUCACCGAUCCGCGGCUAAGCGAAAGUGUUGGCGGACCACCGCUAGACAUGGAAAAUGGUGAAACGAUGCUGUCACCACUCGUAAUGUGUGGUCCUCAGGGAACAGAGUUUCUUAAACCGGUCACACUCAACAUACCACACUGUGCCGGGCGCACCGCUUCGCUAGGCCUAUCGCUAAAAGCCACCGAUAGCGAGAAGAACCUGCAGACCGAUUGGGAAGAUAUCGACCUGCCCAGCAAUACGGCGGCCCAUACCGUUUCGGUAAAGGUGGACCAUUUCUAG